Molecule: messenger RNA, 252 nt
Organism: Ceratosolen solmsi marchali
Lineage: Eukaryota; Metazoa; Arthropoda; Insecta; Hymenoptera; Agaonidae
Exons: 1
Coding region: 42-239 (65 amino acids)
Biological process (GO): mitochondrial respiratory chain complex I assembly
Cellular component (GO): mitochondrion
Source: RefSeq, a predicted model, not a curated record
UUCAAAGGAUAAAUAUUGAACUAUAUCAAAGAAUAUUGACCAUGGAUUCUGUAAAGAGCGCAAAAGACAGAUUUCGUAAAUAUCCAGCAUUGUUGUUGCAGUGUCGCGAAUCAGCCGCAGCAUACGCUAAUUGUGUAUUAAAUAAGAAAGAUUUUAAGAAAGAUGAUUGUAAAAACGAAUUCGAUCAGUUUAAAUCUUGUCUCAUGAAAGCAGCUGCACAGCAUAAAACAAAAUUAUAAGCAUAAUUUGAUA